This is a messenger RNA of Suillus paluster, 255 nucleotides long. RefSeq lists its product as uncharacterized. The transcript has 2 exons. Lineage: Eukaryota; Fungi; Basidiomycota; Agaricomycetes; Boletales; Suillaceae. The record is from RefSeq and is a predicted model, not a curated record. The coding region runs from base 1 to 255 and encodes 84 amino acids.
AUGGUGAGGGACUACUUAUGGAGGCAAAGAGUCAAGUUCGAGUCGACGUUAGCAUUGUCUAUGCUUGAGCCUUGGGAGAAAAUUCUCUGCUUGAUCAUAUUCUCGCUUUUGACGAUGCUGGUGAUGAUUGGAUUGUUCCAGUAUCUGCCGCAGCAUGUCAUAGUCAUGCAACGACGCGCCAUAUAUUACCUCUGGGGUCAGGAAGGAGACGUAUUCCGCUCAUGGGUGGAAACUCCAGGGCUGAAGGAGCUAUAG